UCUACGACCAUGGUAACCAAGACUGGUGUAUCAAACAUCUCGGGACGGUUGGCUUCAACUUUCAAGCCAGUUUCCAACGCUAGGCAGGAUGAUGUCGACAGGAUACGAGAACUCACAAAAGAUGGAGUAUCGCGGUCACCAUACUCAGCUGAGGACACAGAUACGGAGAAUCGUUCAAGCCGAGAAGAGCUCUUACUUGCUGCUGGGAUUGACUCUAGCACAGACAAUCCCUCACUUCCUUGCCUGACGCUUAGGAUGUGGGCCAUAUCAAUCGUAUUGACCGUGAUUGUCAGUGGCUUGAACACACUGUACAGUCUACGCAAACCUUCUAUCACUCUAAAUUCGGCUGUUGUUCAACUCAUCGCUUUUCCGAUCGGCAAAGCGUGGGAAAAGGCACUACCAGAAUGGACUUUCUCAAUCUUUGGAGCCAAGCUACGACUAAAUCCCGAUAUCAUGUGUAAUCUCAGCUACGCAACCCGCCUCAGUGCAGACACUCUGACCGAACAAGAAAUGUUCUUCGGACUACGUGCAGGAUGGGGUUUUCAGAUUCUUAUGACUCUCGGAACAAUCUUGACGGGCUUCACGUUCGCCGGGCUGGCUCGAUCUUUGGUAGUCGAGCCCGAGAACCUCCUUUGGCCUGGAGUCCUCGCCAACACAGCAUUAAACCAAACAUUGCAUCAGAAGCACAAGANNUCAUCAGCGAAGAGUCAGUCUACACAUGGUAAGAGCGCGCCAAUUAUACACAAGCUUAUUUUUCACAACAGCACUUGGAAAAUCUCUCGUUACGCCUUCUUUAUGGUUGCCUUCUCCAUCUCGUUUGUCUGGUACUGGUUUCCUGACUUCAUCUUCCCCGCCGUUGGUUAUUUCACCUUUAUCUGCUGGAUUUGGCCAGAUAGCCCAGUAGUGAAUCAGCUUUUUGGCAUGGAAAGUGGUUUGGGCUUAGUCCCAGCCACGUUUGACUGGUCACCUCUCAUCGUACCAACUUGGGCAAUCCUAAACAUCGCAGCAUCCCUGGUUUUCUGGAUCUACAUCGUCAGUCCCUCGCUCUACUACAGCAAUACCUUUUUGAGCGCUUACCUGCCUAUUCAAAGCACAUCAGGUGUCUACUUACCAAUCACUUAUGCGUUGAGCAACUUCGGCUUGGAAUUUGCUGCCGUGAUUUCUCUUGUCGUCUGGUUCGCUCUGGAGAAACGUGCUGAGCUGAAGAAGAGUNUUCUUUUGAUCAAAUCCCGCAUCCGACAUCAACGACUUUCGAAGACUCCACAGGGAACCUACCCAAAUGUUCCUCUCUGGUGGUACGGAGCUACCGCUAUCUGUUCUCUGUUCUGUCUGAUCAUGUCUUGCGAGUACUGGCCGGUACAACUGCCAUGGUACGGAGUACUGUUUGCCUUGACGAUCUCUGCCAUCCUCUACAUCCCAGNNUUAUUUGCCAUGGUCUAUGCUACCACUAAUACAAAAAUCAGCAUUGAUGCCUUGUGCCGAGUGAUCGCAGGCUAUAUCUUCGAAGGCAAGGUUCUGGCAAACAUCUGGUUUUUCGACAUCGGAUAUGUCACAGGCGUCAAAGGACUUGCGUUCGCUCAAGACUUGAAGCUUGGCCUAUACUGCAACGUGAGCACUACAGCCUGUACACGAGAUACAUAUCUGACACGACGCAGANUUCCACCACGAGACUUGUUCCUAGUUCAAGUAGUCGGCACUGGCGUCUCUGUUCUCAGUCAAGUAAGCGUGUUGAAUUGGGCUUUUCAUCAUGUUCCGGAAGUCUGCCAACUUCACGCACCGAACGGCUUCACCUGCCCGUUUUCUCGCACUCACUUCAACACCAGUCUCGUUUGGNGGGCCAUUGGUCCCAAGCGUUUCUUCUCAAGCGACUCGGUCUACCAUCCCUUGCUCUGGUUUUUCUUGAUCGGCGCUGUCCUGCCUGUACCUGUUUUCCUCCUGAAACGCCGCUUUCCUAACAGCUUGUGGCAGUACUGCCAUGUCCCGCUCUUCCUCGGCGCUCUCAAUUAUAUCCCUCCAGCUUCGGGCACGAACUACGGAAUCUGGAUCAUUGUCGGGCUUGUGUUUGGAACCAUUAUCAAGCGCAGGGCUUUUGGGUGGUGGAAGAAGUACAACUUUGUCCUCAGUGCCGCGUUGGACAGUUCAGUCGCCAUUGCGGGAGUCAUAAUAUUCUUCGCCAUCUUCUACACCGGAGUAGACAAGAAAUUCUCAUGGUGGGGUACUGAGGUCUACCAGAACACUUGUGACUGGAAGUCAUGCUCGUAUCUGAAGUUGGCGAAAGGAAAGACGUUUGGCUAG
Molecule: messenger RNA, 2295 nt
Organism: Aureobasidium vineae
Lineage: Eukaryota; Fungi; Ascomycota; Dothideomycetes; Dothideales; Saccotheciaceae
Source: the annotation of a GenBank genome assembly